Molecule: messenger RNA, 1321 nt
Organism: Chiloscyllium plagiosum (whitespotted bambooshark)
Lineage: Eukaryota; Metazoa; Chordata; Chondrichthyes; Orectolobiformes; Hemiscylliidae
Product: beta-2-glycoprotein 1-like
Source: RefSeq, a predicted model, not a curated record
UUUGAUCAGAUGUUUGUAAUGUGUAUAUCCCCUCUUUGGUCACAUCAGACUUUCAGAGUCUAGUGAUCCCUUUAGCUGCAGCAACAUCUCACAUUGUGUUCUCAGCAACUCAGCCUACGAGAAUCCUGGAAAAUGAUUACCAAAUAUUUCCUCCUUGCUUUACUUUCUCAGCUGUAUUUUUGCAAAUACGUUUCGACAGCAUGUGGCAGACCACCAGAGGUCAACAAUGCGAAUAUUGUGAAUGGGAAAAAGGUGUACGAAUCUGGAGAAGAGGCAGCAUAUUCUUGCCGGUCUGGGUACAUAGGGCAUGGUUUCAAUAAAUUGAUUUGUCCAAGGAACGGAGUUUGGGAAAGACCCACAAUCAAGUGUGUGCCCAGACCUUGUCACGUGCCAAAACUGCUGGAAAAUGGAGAAAUGCAUGUAACAGGCUUAACAUUUGGGAAACAGGUCUACUACAGCUGCAAUGCAGGGUACAUUCUUCGGGGAUUAAACCACAGCACUUGUCUGCAUGAUGGGACAUGGAGUGAUCAGCAUCAAUUCUGUGAACCUGUGCAAUGUCCAUUCCCAAGUCCACCAGAAAAUGGAACAGUGCGUUUCCAAACCACAGGCCAGCCUACUACAGCUUUUGUCUUUGGGCACAUGAUUUACUACGAGUGCAAACAAGGUUUGGCUUUAAUUGGAAAUGAAACAGGCUUUUGCUUGGCCAAUGGAAAAUGGACAAAUGCACCUCAGUGCAAAGAAGUGAAAUGUGGAAUGCCACCAAAACUAGUAAAUGGAUUUAUGGUAUUUACACUCAAAAGAAGGUAUAACUACAGAGACAAUAUUGAUUACGGCUGUGUUGAAAAUUACAUUUUGGAUGGAUCGAAGACAAUCACAUGUGAGAAGACAGGAAUCUGGACUGAAAAGCCUACGUGUCGAGCUCCAUGUAUUCUACCUGUGAAGAGAGCUCGUAUAUUCUAUAAUGGAAGAAAGAUCUGGAUGAAUGAACUCCCACACAGGAGAAUAUUACACACAGAAAGAGUGUCUUUUUACUGCAAAGACAUGGAACGAAACUGUGGAUUACCAGUUCUGACUCAGUGCAUAGAUAGCAAAAUUGAAAUUCCUGCAUGUUUUCAAGAACCUUCAAGUUUCACUUACAACGUAAUGUUUCGAUCGCUUCCAUCAGAAAUAAAACAGUGUGAGUGAUGGAACAGCACAAUCUAUUCCAAUCAUCAAAGUAUCAUUUACAAUGAAAUAUGAAUAAAACUUUGUAAAGUGGUCACAAAUCUUAAUUAGUAACAUUGUUACCUGUAUUAAAUAAACAUGCAUCUUUAGCACCAAC